Messenger RNA from Camellia sinensis, 1120 nucleotides. RefSeq names its product Translin family protein. NCBI's taxonomy places the organism in Eukaryota, Viridiplantae, Streptophyta, Magnoliopsida, Ericales, Theaceae. Gene Ontology annotation, molecular function: single-stranded DNA binding; RNA binding; sequence-specific DNA binding. The record is from RefSeq and is a predicted model, not a curated record. Gene Ontology annotation, biological process: RNA metabolic process.
UCAACCAAGACAAGCCUUUGUAAUACUAUGAAGUCAGCGUUUCGAAACGCCUUCUACUCCUACUACUUCACACUCUCAUCACGCUCCUUAAACCCUAACCCUACACCCCUCUCUCCCCUCAUUCUCUUCCCUCUUCGCUCCUCCAUUUCCCCCAAUUCUCUCUCCUCCACACUCUUCAAGCUUCGAUCAUUCUCUUCGUCCUCUUCAAUGGCGGACGGUGGAGGUCACGCGCCUCCUUCUCCUUCUUCUACCCUGGAGAAACAGUUCCAAGAUUUCCGUCACCAUCUCGAAGAUUCUGGAAGCUUACGCGAUCGCAUUCGAGCUGUCGCGAUGGAGAUUGAGUCCGCUUCCAGGCUCAUGUACUCUAGUCUCCUCUUGGUUCAUCAGUCUCGCCCCAUUCCUGAGGUGUUAGAGAAGGCUAAGGCUCAGAUUGGGGUGCUGAAAGAGCUUUUCCAUCGACUUGCUGAAAUUCUUCAUGAAUGCCCUGGGCAGUAUUAUAGGUAUAACGGUGAUUGGAGGAGUGAGACACAAACGGUAAUCUCACUGUUGGCCUUUAUGCAUUGGCUAGAAACAGGGAGUCUUCUUAUGCAUACUGAUGCUGAGGAAAAACUUGGUUUGAAUAAUUCUGAAUUUGGUCUGGAUAUUGAAGACUAUCUUAUUGGAAUUUGUUUCAUGUCCAAUGAAUUGCCGAGGUAUGUGGUGAACCAAGUGACAGCUGGGGAUUAUGAUUGCCCAAGAAAGGUCUUGAAAUUUUUAACAGAUCUUCAUGCGGCAUUCCGCAUGCUUAAUCUCCGGAAUGACUUCUUGCGCAAGAAGUUUGAUGGAAUGAAGUAUGACCUACGAAAAGUUGAAGAAGUUUACUACGAUGUUAAAAUCCGAGGCUUGGCAGUUACUGGGGAUUCAAGGGAAGACCAAGGAAUCCAAGGACAGUCAUAAGUUGGGUAAGUUAUCUAAUUUUCCUGUCAAUCUUGUCCAUUGUAUAUGUGGAGGAUAAUUUUGUUCUUGGCAAAAACCUGAAUUGGUCAGAGGCACUGUGUCUUGCUUGCCCCCAUAUAUUGAUUGAGGAAGCUACAUGUUUUGCUAUGAAUAGAAUGGAACGAAAAAAUGAUUUUGUUGAGAA